Colletotrichum karsti is the source of this 1131-nucleotide messenger RNA. RefSeq names its product polygalacturonase 3. Lineage: Eukaryota; Fungi; Ascomycota; Sordariomycetes; Glomerellales; Glomerellaceae. The record is from RefSeq and is a predicted model, not a curated record. Gene Ontology annotation, cellular component: extracellular region. Bases 1 to 1131 code for a protein of 376 amino acids. Gene Ontology annotation, biological process: pectin catabolic process. Gene Ontology annotation, molecular function: polygalacturonase activity. The transcript is spliced from 3 exons.
AUGGCCAAGAUUUUCGCCCCUGCUGCGGCUCUGCUGCUCCCCGCCGUUCUGGUAGCGGCGGCUCCCGCUUCCAACUCCUCCGGCGCUGGCUGCACUGUUAGCAAGUUCGAAGACAUCGCGACGGCCGUCUCAUCAUGCACCGAAAUCACGCUAUCUAAUAUUGCUGCCCCGGCGGCCAGCCCGAUCGACCUCCAGAAGCUCAAGCAGGGCGCCAAGGUUACCUUCGACGGCACGACCACCUUCGCGACAACUGUCGACAGCAAAUUCGACCCCAUCAUCAUCUCCGGAUCUGACAUCACGAUCACUGGUUCUCCCGGUCAUGUUAUUGAGGGUAAUGGCGCGGCCUACUGGGACGGUCUGGGCUCCAACGGCGGUGGCGACAAGCCUAACCACUUCGUUGUUGUCAAGAAGACCACGAACGCCAAGAUCACCGACCUCAACAUCAAGAACUGGCCUGUCCACUGCUUCUCCAUGACCGGCAACACGAACCUCACAAUCUCCGGCCUGAACCUCGACAACUCCGCCGGCGAUGCGCCCAACUCCAAGAGCGGCAGCAAGGCCGCGGCUCACAACAGCGACGGUUUCGAUAUCUCCUCAAGCGACUACGUGACCCUCGACAACAUCAAGGUCCACAACCAGGACGACUGCGUCGCCGUCACCAGCGGAACCCACGUCACCGUGAACAACAUGUACUGCUACGGCGGUCACGGUCUCAGCAUCGGCUCCAUCGGCGGCAAGAGCAACAACACCGUCGACAACGUCGUCUUCUCCAACUCGCAGAUCCUGAAGAGCUCCAACGGCUGCCGUAUCAAGUCCAACUCGAACACCACCGGCUCCGUCACCAACAUCACCUACAAGAACAUUACCCUCUCCGACAUUGACACCUACGGCAUCGACGUCCAGCAGGACUACCUCAACGGCGGCCCGACCGGCUCGCCUACCAACGGUGUCAAGAUUGCUGGCAUUCACUUCGUCGACGUUCAGGGUACUGCCACUGGCAGCGACGCUUACAACUACUACAUUCUCUGCGGUGAUGGCAGCUGCUCGGACAUCACCUUCGAGAACACCAAGAUCACCGGAGGUGGCAAGGGUGGCAGCUGCAACUUCCCUGCCAGCGGAUGCCCAGCAUAG